Molecule: messenger RNA, 711 nt
Organism: Mycena indigotica
Lineage: Eukaryota; Fungi; Basidiomycota; Agaricomycetes; Agaricales; Mycenaceae
Product: SET domain-containing protein
Exons: 2
Coding region: 22-711 (229 amino acids)
Molecular function (GO): protein binding
Source: RefSeq, a predicted model, not a curated record
GGAACAGAAAUCGGCACCAUCAUGUCCCGCAAUCGCCUCAGUAUUCGCAUACCACUGCCAGGAGCAUACAAAGGCCGCCAUGGAGCACUUUGUCGGGAGGCUUCAGUAAUCAACAACAGCUGUCAACCAAACGCAAUAGUCGAGUGGAUUCCAGACUCUUUCUCCUUCUCCUGUCGCGCAGUUCUCCCAAUCUCCAAAGGCGACGAGAUAUUUCGCGCCUAUAUUCACCCGCUCACCCCACGCGACCGCCGUCGUCAGGCCCUCAAAGCUUCGUGGGAUUUUGAAUGUCAAUGCCCCAGCUGUGCCCUGCCAGAUGCAGAAUCCGCCAAGAGCGACGAAGCGCGACAGUUAAUCCAGGACGACUUCGACCAUAUCUUCAAUAGCCCCUAUAGCCAGAUGGAACUCCAGGCCUGGCUUACCGAUUCAAGAUCCCCAGAACGGCGCAUGCCGGAUGACUAUUUUGUCGAGACCAGCGAGCGAAUGCUGCAGCUGAUGGACCAGGAACAGUGCGAGGAACCAGAACACCGUGCCUGCCACUACUUUCGGCUGAUAUUGUCUGCUGCGGCGGUGGGUGAUUUGAAACGGAUGCGCAAGUGGGCUCAACCGUUGCUUGACAUACGGCAUAUGGAUGAGAAGUAUGUCAAGUUCGGGCAAACAGCACUCAGUGAUCCAGAGGCGCUGGAUGUUUGGGGCAUUAGGACUUGGAACUAA